UGUGAAAAUCUGGUCCAGCAGCAAACAACGGUCACUCACCAUCAGGAUUGAAACCUGACCGAGCAGCACAACAGAGGACCUUGUGAAGAACUGAACUCGAUUGGACCACCAUGACAUCCAACCUCUCUGUGCGCAGCUACUCGGUGCGUCAGCCCUCCUCCAGCAUGUCUGUGAGAGACAGCGGACGCAGUAUCCGCUCAAAGCCUCCCGUCUCCAUCUGCACACUGUCUCUGUCUCGCUCUCUCUCAAUGGGCAAUGGCCUCAACAUGCUGGGCUCCAGCCUCUCCUUCAACGGCCUCAGUGGUGCCGCCAGUGGGAAAGAGACCAUGCAGGGCCUGAACGACCGGCUGGCCAGCUACCUGGACAAGGUGCGCUCGCUGGAGAGGUCCAACGCUGAACUGGAGAUGAAGAUCAAGCAGCUCAUGCUGGAGAAAACUCCAAAAAGGCAUGACAUUGAGGGGCUGAUGGCCCAGGCACAUGCCAUCGGGCAGGAGUUAAGAAAGAAGACAUUGGAGAACGCCCGUAUCUUGCUGGAGAUUGAUAAUGCCAAGCUGGCAGCCGAUGACUUCAGAGUCAAAUGGGAGGCGGAGGCCACCCUGUGCCAGUCGGUGGAGAGGGACUGUCAGGCUCUGAAGAGAGCAAAGUCUGACCACGACCAGAUCAUCGCCACUCUGCGAGGAGACCUUGACAGCCUGAAGGAGGAGCUCUACUUCCUCAAGAAGAAUCACGAUGAGGAGAUGAAUGCAAUGAAGUCUCGUCUGGCCAACGAGCAGGUGACUGUGGAGGUGGAAGCAGCUCAGGGUCCUGAUCUGGGGGCCAUCAUGGCUGAGCUGAGGGUCCAGUAUGAGGGCAUCGCUCGCAAGAACAAGGAGGAGGCCGAGACCUGGUACCUCAAGAAAUUGGAAGCAGUGCAGUCCGAGGUCAAAGAAAGCAACGAGGCUUUGCGUUGUGCCCAAAGUGAGUUCAGCGAGCGACGACGUUUCCUGCAGGCUCUGGAGGUCGAACUCAACAGUCUUCGGAAGCAGGUUGGUGUGUUGGAAGGAAACCUUGGGGAAACGGGGCACAAGUACUCAGUGGAGAUGGACAAUCUUCAGAGCACACUGACCCAGCUGGAGGAUGAGCUGUCUCACCUGCGCUUGGACAUGCAACGCAACAAGACCGAUUAUGAACAGCUGCUGCGCAUCAAACAGAAUCUGGAGAUGGAGAUCGCCACCUACAGGAAGCUGCUGGAGGGGGAGGAAAUGGUGAAAGAAACACCUCCUCCUAAAAAAGAACCUGAAGUAAGGACCAGGAAGAUUGUAAAAGUUGUCACCCAGACCAUGAUCAACGGCAAGGUGGUGGACGAGUCCAGUGAGGUGGAGCAGAUCGAGGAGCGCAAAAAAUGAGCCAAAGUGUGUGAAGAGAAGAAGCAGUGAUGUCUCAUAAACUCAAAGUGCCUUCCAGCUGUGGUUUAGAUCUCACCACAACCUUCUUGUUUCAUGUCUUCCAUAUCCACAUGUCAUGUUUUAAUGCCUUUCUCUUCCAAAAAAUUAGACUAAAAUGGAAAUGAAAUAAAACUUCAACCUAAAAUUCAAUAGUCAUUCUCAGCAACAUGAUAUUUGUCUGUACAUAUAAUAUCACUAAAAUGGAAGAAGAAACUCAAUAUUGAGAUAUAAUUAGAAAAAUAAUCUAUGUGAUGAUAAAUGUACAAAGAUGUAUCUGUUGAUUGUGCUGGGUCUUUGAUAAUAAAACAGUAAUCUCAUUUUAUCCGACAAAACUAAAUCUCAACUCAAGGUCUAAUUACCACCGUAGCUUUUUCUCUGGCUUUUAACCACCUCACAGUCAUAAUGGAAGAUUUCUAAGUUGUCAUCAAAAUUUGAAACAUCUGGAAAAAGCUAGUAGGUCUGUAUUUUUUCAGUCAAGCUGCUGUUUUCAACGUCAAGAGAUUGUUUGGAUUUUUUAAGAAGUACUUUGUAUUUUUGGAAAUACACUUACUCACUUUCUUGCAGUGUUAGACGAGAAGAUUGAUACCACUCUUAUUAGUAAAUAUGAAGUUUGUAGUCGCUCAUCCUAGCUUAGCAUAAAGACGGGUAAUGGGGGCACAGCUAGCCUGAGUCUGUCCAACACUACCAGCAUCUCCAAAGGUCACUCAUUAACAUGUUAUAUCUGCUUUGUUCGACUCAAACAGAAAACAAAGUGAAAGAAGUCUUUGUGCUAAGCAAAUGAUACAUGAUAUAUUUAGUGCAUAUCAUGAGAGUCUGUCAUCUAAGUUUUGACAUGAAAGCAAAUAAUUUAAGUUUUGACAGGUCCAUUGAGUCAAGAACAACGCAGACGAUAAAAAUGCCUUAAGAAAUUUUAUUGAAUAAUUUGUGAGUCUGUUCAGAAGACUCCCCUAACCUUUCAUGAGCACCAGCAGGACAGCAGCAGCAGCAUUAGGGGCCACUCACACAGUUUAAGACUGGUAGAGCUUAACUUAUUUCCCAUAUGAACAGAGCAGCAACAAAGACAUAGAAGCGUAUGUCACGUUAGAAAUGACAAGGUGGAGCUGUGGGUUGCAUAGAUGUGAGCAGCAAGCAGUUAGGAGCAAACUAAAGCAGCUGAAGUAACAAUUUAGCUGGGAGGGGAGUUGACCAGCUGAUGCGUUGAUGCAGAUCAGCUGCUGCAGCUCAGCUACACAGCCAAUAGCGGUUAGCAGUGUGUUGACUACUUAGCCUGCCAGAACUUACACUGACGCUCAAUUAAUUAAAAAAACAUCAACCUUUUUCUUUAACACUUACUAAAGCUUUUGGAAAAUGUGUUCCUUUUGCACAUAUCUUGUACCUAUGUGAUAGUUUUGCUGUAAAAUAGUUAUGGGAAUAAUUUAAUGAGCUGUAGUUGUAUUUUAGAAACUCACACAAAUCAACCAAAGAAUCUGUAUAGUGUCAAU
Molecule: messenger RNA, 2905 nt
Organism: Etheostoma spectabile (orangethroat darter)
Lineage: Eukaryota; Metazoa; Chordata; Actinopteri; Perciformes; Percidae
Gene: krt1-c5
Product: keratin, type 1, gene c5
Exons: 9
Coding region: 111-1385 (424 amino acids)
Cellular component (GO): cytoskeleton
Molecular function (GO): structural molecule activity
Source: RefSeq, a predicted model, not a curated record